Limanda limanda (common dab) is the source of this 825-nucleotide messenger RNA. Its product is annotated as CHRNA7-FAM7A fusion protein-like. The transcript is spliced from 6 exons. Gene Ontology annotation, biological process: regulation of membrane potential; signal transduction; nervous system process. Gene Ontology annotation, molecular function: neurotransmitter receptor activity; transmembrane signaling receptor activity; extracellular ligand-gated monoatomic ion channel activity. The record is from RefSeq and is a predicted model, not a curated record. Lineage: Eukaryota; Metazoa; Chordata; Actinopteri; Pleuronectiformes; Pleuronectidae. Gene Ontology annotation, cellular component: neuron projection; synapse; membrane.
AUGAAAAGAAUCUUUAAGAGCGGCUGCCACAUCCACGUGCGCUGGUUUCCCUUCGACGUGCAGCGCUGCGACCUGAAGUUCAGCUGGUGGACGUACGGCAGCUGGUCUCUGGAUCUGCAGAGGAUCCAGGCCGACGUCACCGGAUACUUCUGGUGUGGGACCUCGUGGGUAAGAGUCAUCGUUCCCGGUCGCAGGAACGAGCGUUUCUACGACUGCUGCGAGGAGCCGUACCCUGACGUGACCUUCACCCUGGUGCUGAGGAGGAGGACGCUCUGCUCCGGACUCAACCUCCUCAUCCCCUGCUUCCUCAUCUCCACCCUGGCUCUCCUUGUCUUCCUGCUGCCGGCCGACUCCGGAGAGAAGAUCUCUCUGGGUGUCACCGUGUUGCUCUCUCUGACGCUCUUCAUGCUGCUCGUGGCUGAGAUCAUGACGUCAGACUCGGUUCCUCUGAUCGCUUCUCACUGAUCUUCUCUCCUGGUGUCUCAGCUCAGUACUUUGAGUGUGUCGGUCAUCGCCACGGUUCUGGUUCUGCAGUAUCAUCACCACGACCCUGAUGGAGGACACAUGCCACAGUGGGUCAGAGCUGCAGAGCUCGUUCAGUCAGAUCUGCCACCAGGCUCCUGGCUCGGUGCUGGAGCUGCUGCUGCAGUCGGAUCAGCCGAGCGCUUCAGGAAGGCUCAGGACUUCAUCCGGGCCCAGGGCCUCUCCACAGACACGGUGGCCGAGCUGGUCUCCUCCGCCGUGGCCCAGGCGCUGCUGGACUCCUCCCACGACAUCAGGAAGAAAAAGUUUCAGAGUCUCAGCGUCAACUCAGUCACGGAAUAG